Ciona intestinalis (vase tunicate) is the source of this 1915-nucleotide messenger RNA. The record is from RefSeq and is a predicted model, not a curated record. Lineage: Eukaryota; Metazoa; Chordata; Ascidiacea; Phlebobranchia; Cionidae.
UUCUUAAUGGUGGGACCUGCACAGAUGGGGUGGCUAGUUUCACUUGUGCAUGUGUUAAUGGGUAUACAGGAGCUGACUGUUCAACAAACGUAGACGACUGUGCCUCAACGCCUUGUCUUAAUGGUGGGACCUGCACAGAUGGGGUGGCUAGUUUCACUUGUGCAUGUGUUAAUGGAUAUAUUGGUGAUAUAUGCGAGACAGAUCUAUGCCAACCCAACCCGUGCAACAAUGGAACAUGUAACCACGCAUCUACUGGAUAUCAAUGUAUUUGCCUAGAUGGAUAUGUUGGUGAUCAUUGUGAAACAGAUCUGUGCGAACCCAACCCAUGUAAUAACAGUGGUAGUUGUGUGAGGGCUGUUGGAAGUUUUACUUGCGAUUGUCAACCUGCUUUCAUGGGACAACUUUGUGCUGAAGCGAAAUUUGAAGAAAAUGAUUUAAAUGAAAACCUUCUUCAUAUAAAUUAUCAAGCCAGCAGUUUGUCAUCGUUUUCCAAAUCAAGCGAUCUGUGUGAAUUAAACAAACAAGCGGGGCUUGUUAUUAUAAAAGAUUUAGAAACACAACAAGUUAUUGAAAAGCAAACAAGUUCAAUGUAUAAUGGUGAGGGGGUGCAACUGUGGAUCGGAGCCAAGAAAACAAACGAUGGUUGGUUCUGGUUGGAUGGAAGUCACAUGACCUUCCAAUACUGGAGCGAAACAGGAAGUGAUGUCAUAGGGAGUUGUUUGAAGAUGAUCAGCCAAUCAGGAAGCGAGGAAUUACGAUGGCUUCCCGGGGAUUGUGAUGAAACAAUGGGUUAUGUUUGUGAACAGCCAAUAAACCUUGUUGAUCCUUGUGGACUGGUUGAAUGUUACAACAGUGGGACUUGCACAAGUAGUGGGGCUCAUUAUCAUUGUCAAUGUGUGGAGGGAUAUAAAGGGGAGGAUUGUGCAACAAAAAUAUCAGACCCGUGUUCAUCACAAUCAACGAUUAUUAUCGCGUUGAGUUGCGUUAUUGGAUUUCUAUUGUUGGUUGUCGUAGCAACAGUGAUAUACUUCGUCAGAAGGCAACCUGUUGUUGAUAAAAAUGUUGGUCAACACUGCAACAAAGCAUUUAAAGAUGAUGCUGUGUACGAACAUAUUGAAGAUGUCUAUGUUGGUUAUAAUAUCGAGAAAAACAAACUUUUAGAGCGAUUCGAAAAUCUAAGUUCCAAUUCUAAUGUUGGAUUUGUUAUACAGUUCGCCGAGAUGGCAAAGGAAUUGAAUUUUACAAGUAGAAUUCGUUCCAACAAUAUUUUCAAGAUACCGAGCGAGGCAACAGAGGGGGCGUAUGUAAAUGAGGGAAACCCCCAGGUUUUUAUCGCGAGUCACGUCGAUUGUUCAAAGUUAUGGACUUCGAUUAUGACGCAACAAUGCUGGGUGGUGGUUGGCUUUCCGGAAACAAACAAUCAGUUUUACCCCGACGUGAAAGUUUGUGCAACGUACGGGAACGUCAAAGUUUUGACAAACAAGAAAAAAAGUUUCAAAUAUUUUUCCAUCGUUGAAAUUAAAGCUUCGAACCAAACAACUCACUAUGAGAGUGUUUCUCGGAAAAUAAAGUUGUUUGAAUUCAACAAUUGGUCCGAUUGUGAUGUCAUCAAUAGUAGCUUUGUUUGGUUCGUGAACAAAGUUUCGGAAAGUUUGUUGAAAGUUUCCGAUGAUUCGUCGGUGAUUGUUUACGGAAGUGACUCAGCAACUUCAUUGUUCGUCGCGUAUCAACGACUAACCCGAUGUUUGAAACACCAAAACCAAGUCAACAUUUUUCAACAAGUUGCUCAACUCAGAAAACUAAAUGUUUCGUUCUUCGCUAACCUGGAAUGCUACAUCUUACUCCACCAAUUAUUAGUUGAACACCAACAUCUCGGCAACACUGACUUAAGUUUAUUGGAAGUUAAGGAAUCCAG